AUGGAGAAAUUCGAAACCGAACCGGCCAACAGCUGGCUUGGCCAUAGAGGUGCUGCUGCUUUUGACCUUAGAAGCGAUACCAUGACAACUCCAACUCAAGCUAUGUUAUUUGCCAUUCAGAAAACGACGUUGCUGGAUGAUGUAUUUCAAGAAGACCCGACCACCAUAGACCUGGAGGCGCACGUGGCUUCAUUAACAGGCAAAGAGGCUGGUCUAUUUGUCCUUUCUGGUACGAUGGGAAAUCAAAUCGCUUUACGUACCUUGCUCACUCAGCCUCCUCACGGCGUGCUGACUGACCACCGUUCUCACAUUAUCCAAUACGAAGCUGGAGGUGUUGCAUCUCUAUCCGGUGCCAUGAUCAAGGCCGUAGUACCCAGCAACGGUAAUUAUCUAACUCUAGAGGACGUCCAGUCCAACGUCACACUCGGGGACGAAGUGCACUCCUGUCCGACGCGCGUCAUCAGCCUUGAAAAUUCGCUAGCCGGCCUAGUCACGCCCCUAGAUGAGGUUCGCAGGAUCUCGGAGUUUGCGCGGGAGCACGGCAUACUUAUGCACUGCGACGGUGCCAGGCUAUGGGAGGUAGUCGCCUCCGGCAGCGGGUCGCUGCAGGACUUCUGCCAAUACUUCGACACCGUCUCCCUGUGCUUUUCUAAGGGUUUAGGUGCUCCAAUCGGAAGUAUAAUCGUCGGUAGUAAGCCACUCAUAAAGCACGCAAGAUGGGUACGCAAGGCUCUCGGCGGCGGUCUACGUCAAUCCGGUGUCGUCACGGCCGCGGCUAGGGUAGCAGUCGACGUGACCUUCGGGAAAGGACCCAACGGUGAGGGUGGACUACUACAAGACACACACGCGACGGCCAAGCGCGUGGAGAAGAUGUGGGCGGAUCUAGGUGGCAAGGUAGAUGUUCCCGUCCAGACGAACAUGGUCUGGCUUGACUUAAAAUCCCUAAACACCACCCCGUCCAGAUUUGUUGAGUUAGGUCAACAAGCUAGCUUGAAACUGAAUGGUAAUCGUAUUAUAAUACACUACCAGGUUGGUGAGGAAGCUCUCCAGAGAUUGGCUAAUGUCUUUGAGAAAAUCGCUGCUGAGAAAGGGGUUAGCCAUUCUAACGGAUCUCGUAAGACGACGGAAGACCUAGGUCCUUACGGAAGUAAUCCUUAA
Molecule: messenger RNA, 1158 nt
Organism: Daldinia childiae
Lineage: Eukaryota; Fungi; Ascomycota; Sordariomycetes; Xylariales; Hypoxylaceae
Product: Alanine racemase TOXG
Exons: 3
Coding region: 1-1158 (385 amino acids)
Biological process (GO): glycine biosynthetic process; L-threonine catabolic process
Cellular component (GO): cytosol
Molecular function (GO): L-allo-threonine aldolase activity
Source: RefSeq, a predicted model, not a curated record